AUGACUGAAGGCCUCCCAGACUACGUCCUUGAUCCCAAUGCCGUCCUCAAGGACACCGAUGCCGCUUGGCGCUAUGGCAGGGUUCCUGACUAUUCCAAGACGCGCGCAUUCUAUGAACAGACACGAACAAUGUUCCAUGAAUCUGGCAGCCUCCCCUUCCUCGUCGAGAACCUGGUCAAGAACUGGGAAAUCGAAGCCUCCUUCAAGACCUCCCUGUCCGACUGGCGCACAAUCGACAACACCAAAUACAAAUUCUCGCUGAAUGGCGGCCCUCCCCAGUCUGGUGAGCACAUGCUCAAGGUCGGCACGUACAACGCCCUCCUCACGCCGAGCAAGUACUACGACCCCGAACACAAUGAUUUUGAGAAGAGCCACAAGUCGUUCAAGCGCAUGAUGCCAACCUUUGCCUGGGAGGUCACUGAGGUGUAUAGCGGUCCUCCUGUGGUUGUCUUCAAGUGGAGACAUUGGGGUGUUAUGGCGAACGACUACGUUGGGUUCAAUGAUUCCGCCGAGAAGGUAAAAAUCAAGGCUCAUGGUGAAACUCUCGACAUCCAGGGCAUUGUGAUCGCGAAGGUGAAUGAUAAACUGCAGCUGGAGAGCAUCGAUGUCUGGUUUGACCCAUUGGAGAUGUUCCGCCAGAUUGACCAGAAGAAAGAGGAGGGCGCCGAUUCUGCUGCCGGGGGAUGUCCGUUUGCCGGGGCUGCUAGCAGCCAAUAA
Aspergillus affinis is the source of this 717-nucleotide messenger RNA. RefSeq lists its product as uncharacterized. Lineage: Eukaryota; Fungi; Ascomycota; Eurotiomycetes; Eurotiales; Aspergillaceae. The transcript is spliced from 3 exons. The record is from RefSeq and is a predicted model, not a curated record. The coding region runs from base 1 to 717 and encodes 238 amino acids.